Messenger RNA from Carassius gibelio (silver crucian carp), 8647 nucleotides. RefSeq names its product ephrin type-B receptor 1-B. The transcript has 16 exons. Gene Ontology annotation, biological process: protein phosphorylation; cell surface receptor protein tyrosine kinase signaling pathway; axon guidance. The coding region runs from base 180 to 3215 and encodes 1011 amino acids. Lineage: Eukaryota; Metazoa; Chordata; Actinopteri; Cypriniformes; Cyprinidae. Gene Ontology annotation, molecular function: ATP binding; transmembrane-ephrin receptor activity; protein binding. The record is from RefSeq and is a predicted model, not a curated record. Gene Ontology annotation, cellular component: plasma membrane; neuron projection.
CCCAGGCUCUCAUCUCUGCGCUCCGCGUCCGUGGCAGCAUCCACUCACUCUUUUACUACUGCCUGCGAUGUGACUCCACGCCGCUCGCUCGCUGGAAUAUCACCCUGCGUGACAAGUGACGGAUUUUAAGCACACGCCACGCCGUCCGGUUUUCCAAAUUCAAGGGGACACCGCGGCUAAUGCCUUUAACCAUGACUGUGGGAUUAAUAACGGUUUUGUGUGCUGUAACGGCCGUUUUCGCGAUGGAAGAAACAUUAAUGGACACCCGGACCGCCACAGCAGAGCUCGGGUGGACGGCAUACCCUUCAUCAGGGUGGGAGGAAGUAAGCGGCUAUGACGAGAACCUCAACACCAUCCGAACAUACCAGGUGUGCAACGUCUUUGAGUCCAACCAGAACAAUUGGCUGCUCACCACCUUCAUUGCACGACGUGGUGCUCAGCGCAUCUAUGUGGAGAUGCGUUUCACUGUCCGAGACUGCAGCAGCAUCCCACGAGUGCCUGGAUCCUGUAAGGAGACCUUUAACCUGUACUACUAUGAGACAGACUCUGUCAUCGCCACCAAAGGUACGGCGUUCUGGAUGGAGGCUCCAUAUCUAAAGGUGGACACCAUUGCGGCAGAUGAGAGCUUCUCGCAGGUGGAUUUUGGUGGUAGAUUGAUGAAAGUGAAUACGGAGGUGCGAAGUUUCGGUCCGUUGUCGAAAAACGGCUUUUAUCUGGCAUUUCAGGACUAUGGUGCGUGCAUGUCCCUGCUGUCUGUCCGUGUGUUUUAUAAGAAAUGCCCUAGUGUCGUGCAGAACUUUGCGAUCUUUCCAGAGACCAUGACUGGGGCAGAGAGCACCUCGCUGGUGAUCGCUCGCGGGAUGUGCAUCCCGAAUUCUGAAGAAGUGGACGUACCAAUUAAGUUGUACUGUAAUGGCGAUGGGGACUGGAUGGUUCCAAUUGGGAGCUGUACCUGCAAGGCAGGAUUCGAGCCGGAUAACGGGAACGUCUGUCGAGCUUGUCCUCCAGGAACGUUCAAGUCCAGUCAAGGGACGGGUUUGUGUCUUCAGUGUCCACCCAACAGCAGGUCCACAUCUGAAGCGGCCACUAUCUGCGUCUGCAGGAACGGCUACUACAGAGCAGACGGAGAGCAGCCAGACAUGCCCUGCACCAGUGUUCCUUCUGGACCAAGAAACGUCAUCUCCAUUGUGAACGAGACCUCUGUGACUCUAGAGUGGCACUCUCCGCGUGAGACAGGCAGCCGUGAUGAUGUCGUGUAUAAUAUUAUUUGUAAGAAAUGCCAGGCGGACCGUCGUUCCUGCUCUCAUUGCGAUGAUAAUGUGGAGUUUCAGCCCCGGCAGCUGGGACUGACCGAAUCCAGAGUCUUCAUCAGUAACCUGCUGGCACACACUCUCUACACCUUUGAGAUCCAGGCGGUCAACGGCGUCACCAACAAGAGCCCGUAUCCUGCCCAGCACGUCUCCAUAGACAUCACAACCAACCAGGCUGCUCCGUCUAUUGUUCCCAUAAUGCAUCAGGUCAGUUCGACGUUGAAAAGCAUCACGUUGUCAUGGCCACAGCCUGAGCAGCCCAAUGGAAUUAUUCUUGAUUAUGAGCUGCGCUACUAUGAGAAGGAGCUGUCUGAGGUGAACUCCACGCAGGUGAGGAGUCAGACGAACACGGCUCUUGUGGAUGGAUUACGGCCGGGCACCAUGUACGUGAUGCAGGUUCGCGCCAGGACGGUUGCUGGUUUCGGCAAAUACAGCAGCAAAAUGUGCUUCCAAACCCUCACAGAUGACGACUAUAAAUCAGAGCUGAGGGAGCAGUUGCCACUGAUUGCGGGCUCAGCCGCGGCUGGAGUGGUCUUCAUUGUGUCUCUGGUGGCAAUAUCUAUAGUCUGUAGCAGGAAACGGACUUACAAUAAGGAGGCCGUGUACAGUGACAAACUCCAGCACUACAGCACCGGAAGAGAACUCACUUUGAGGCCAGAUCUGUCCAACUGCCACACACCCAUGGGCUGCCCGACCAUGCCAGGCUCUCCGGGGAUGAAGAUCUACAUUGACCCGUUCACCUAUGAAGAUCCUAAUGAAGCUGUCAGAGAAUUCGCCAAGGAAAUAGAUGUCUCCACUGUCAAGAUUGAAGAAGUUAUCGGGGCAGGUGAGUUCGGCGAGGUGUAUAAAGGUCGACUGAAACUGCCUGGAAAACGAGAGAUCUACGUUGCCAUCAAAACACUGAAAGCAGGCUAUUCUGAGAAGCAGAGACGUGAUUUUCUGUCCGAGGCAUCAAUCAUGGGGCAGUUUGACCACCCCAACAUCAUCCGCCUGGAGGGUGUGGUCACCAAGAGCCGACCGGUCAUGAUCGUCACAGAGUUCAUGGAGAACGGGGCGCUCGACUCCUUCCUUAGGCAAAAUGAUGGGCAGUUCACAGGGAUCCAGUUGGUGGGGAUGCUGAGGGGAAUCGCUGCUGGCAUGAAGUACCUGUCCGAGAUGAAUUACGUCCACCGAGACCUGGCCGCCCGCAACAUCCUGGUCAACAGCAACCUUGUGUGCAAGGUGUCGGACUUCGGCCUGUCCCGUUAUCUGCAGGAAGACACCUCUGACCCCACCUACACCAGCUCACUGGGUGGAAAGAUCCCUGUGAGAUGGACCUCGCCAGAAGCCAUCGCGUACAGGAAGUUCACUUCUGCUAGUGACGUCUGGAGUUACGGUAUCGUCAUGUGGGAGGUGAUGUCUUUUGGCGAGAGGCCCUACUGGGACAUGAGCAACCAAGAUGUGAUCAAUGCUAUAGAGCAGGAUUACAGGCUGCCGCCCCCCAUGGACUGUCCCACUGCUCUCCACCAACUGAUGCUCGACUGCUGGCAGAAAGAUCGGAACGCUCGGCCACGCUUCACGGAUAUCGUCAAUACGCUCGACAAACUCAUCCGCAACCCUACCAGCCUCAAAGCAGUCGCCAGUAUACCCACUAUUCCAUCCCAGCCAUUGUUGGACAGGUCUAUCCCAGACUUCACCACCUUUAGUUCUGUAGAAGACUGGCUGGCCGCCAUCAAGAUGUCUCAGUACAGAGACAACUUCCUCAACUCUGGCUUCACAUCCCUACAGCUGGUCACCCAGAUGACUUCAGAGGACUUGUUGAGGAUAGGUGUGACUCUAGCCGGCCAUCAGAAGAAAAUCCUCAACAGCAUUCAGUCCAUGCACCUGCAGAUGUCCCAGUGCCAGACUGGCACAACGCUGGCAUGACUACAGGGGGCGCCGGACGACGGGCCGGGCAGCUUGCGGAAGAAUUACCAGCGGGUGAGCCCAAUCCCAUCGGAGCGCGCCAGAAUAGAGACUAUCAUCCUUAUCUGAGAACGUGUUUCAGGAGAAAAACCGUUAUCCCAUAUCCAACAGACCAGAUUGAAACAGAACCACCAGGACUUGUUAACCCAUCGGCCGUUUGCCUCUUCAGUCUACAUUUACAAAGAAAACCAAAGAAGUGGACUCUUUUUGUCCUCUUCUCAUCAUUAAUUACCUUCACAAUGCUUAUCCAGAAAUCACAGUGACUGCUCAGAUUCUGAGACGUCUUGCAUCGGUUUCUACAAGGUUCUUUCGUUCUUAAUUUUUUCAGGUUUUUUUUCCCCAGUAUAAACCUUCUAUCGUCACUGCUUCCCACUUACACUACCUGUCGAUCUCGGUAUGGCUGACGUUGCCAAAGGACAUCCUGUAUGCCUGCGUCCCAUCCCUAGGCCAUACGAGCGUAAAUUAUGUAUAUCUUUAAAUAAAUAUGAGUUUAUCUUCAGAGUAAACCUUCAUAUUGAAGGUGAAGUGUAACGGACCUGUAUGUAAAUACCCUCUUCUUCCGCUUGCAUUUUUGGCAAUGUUGCGCAUUGGACAAGAACCGCCGAUUCUGCAGGACACAAACUCACCUACGUCAGCGCGACGCCACGAGAACAAUCUGGGAUGGACUCUGACUCAGUCGUUGUUGUGUAAAUAUCAGUUAGUUGUGUAUAAACUAGCGUUAAAAAGAUAUACUUUAGGUGAAAAAAGCUACGCAUUCAGGCCACUAAACAGUGUUUAUUGUAGGUGUUUCCAUGCUGAUGAGCACUUACAUGUACAGCUUUUCUUUCUUCCACCUCUUCUUCUUCUACUUCUUCUAGUCGUUCUUGUUAGUUUCGUGUCAGAGUGUUUGAAUGCGUCGACUAGCGUUGGGAAGGUGUGUCGUCACCACCUAAACUAGCUAAUACACUUAAAUGUAGUUCCACUGUUAAUAAGCUGUACUAAUGUUGGUCUUACAGGGUCUUUAAAACCGCUAAUCUGUUCCCAAGCACGUGUUUACAUGAUAAGCCAACUGAAAGGUUGCAGGUAGGAAACGAAGAGACUUUGUGAAACCGCUGCCCUUCACCACUUUUAUCAGGCCGAGUCACUCUCUCGGCUCCAGAUGCUUCUCGAUGACAUUGCUAAAUGUGGUACAUGUUCUUUCGUGUCAUCAGCUCUCCAUUUAUUUCUAUGUGUGUCUGGAUUGAACAUCUGUGUGACCCCUUAUGAACAGAUGCCUAACGCCACCCCAUUGAGCACAUUCUACUUAAGCAGUCAGUUAAGCACUGUGUAACACACAAACACACACACACACACACACACACACACAUGGUCUGUUGAUGGCUUUGGGCUGUUCCUUUUUGGUUGCCAUGGAGAAAUAGCAUUAGCUGAAUAAUAAUAAUAAUAAUAAUAAUAAAUUAUUAUUAUCAUUAAAGGUAACACUAUACAAUAAGAUCCAGUUUAUCAAUAUUAUAUUCAUGUGUUAUAUAUGUAUGACCUAUCAUUUAACCAUACUUUUAAAAACAUUUAUUAAUCUUGAUUAAUGUUAAUUUCUCAGCCUACUAAAACAUUCUGGUUGUAUGAAUGAAUAUGAACAUUGAAUAAACAUGAAUUAAAAGUGAACCAUAGUGUAUUUAUUAAAUUAACCUAGAUUAGUAGAUGCGGGAAAAAAAAAAAAAAGAAAAAGACAAAAAAGCUCAUUGUUCAUAUGCAUGAACUUGUUAAUAGUUCACUUUAUUUAGUGUUACAAAUAACAUUAUCAUUUUAUUGUAUUAAUAUAGUACCAUUCAUAACUAAUAUGUAGCUUUAAAUAAGAAAAUAACAUUGUAUUAAAAACAAAAAAAUGUAAGAUGAAAAAAUGUUUUAGGGGCGAAAAAAAUAAAUAUAAAGUGAAUUUCAAAUCUGAAAACAAACAAACAAAAAAAUCAACGUAGUUACUUAAAGAGAAAUAAAAUGCUCAAAGCCAACUUUAAUGUUAAAAUAAUACAAAUAUGAAUGAUUGGGAGCUUGCCUAAUCUUUGUGUGCUGUAAAUGUUGGCCUUUUAUGAUAAAAUCACAGCAUUCCUCUUUUGUAAGUUGCUUUGGAUAAUAAAGUGUUGUAAAUGAAUAAAUAUAAAAGUAAUUGGUAAAAUGUUCCAGCUUUUGGGGUCAUAAUGGCUAAAAGCAGCUCCACAGGAUCUCAUAAGGUGUAACAUUAAAGGACCCCGAUGUAAGAUUUGAAACAUAAUGGUUUGUAGAAGUUAGCAGCUGUACCAUUCAUUCACCUGAUGUGAAUGUGUGUGUAAUGAAUAAGCUGCUACAUUGCCUGUAAGUUAAUGAGACUCAUGGUUUAUGGUUAUUCUCUGGGAGCAACACACACACAUACACACAAUCCAUCAAGCAGAUAUACCCAAGGUGUUGCACCUAAUUGGCUACAAUGAAUUUCACCAUGGUAACCAAAGAGUGUGGCUCUUUGGUAAGGAUGAAACACUUUUACAGCUUCUGCCAAGAGGCAUAUUCAUUUUGUGCGCACACAAACACACACACACACACCUCAGCUGUAUUACACUGAAAAAAGUGAAUCUGUUCCUCCAUACAACGGUAGUUCUAAGAUAAUGUCUGGCUCUAUAAAAGCAUUAGCGUGAGAUGAAGACGUCUUCCCCUCUGCCUCUGUGUAAAGGCAGCUCUAUUAAUGAUCACAAAGUAUCGCCCCUGUGGCCCGCGUCCAGCUCGUUCACGGUGGGGCGUAACCAAGCUGUCCGGCGUCCUGCCGUAUGGCCCAGCUGAAAAAUGGCUGACUUGCGCUCAAAGCCGUAGAUACGCUGGGGAGGGCGGAGCAUGCUGGGAUACCUACAGACUGAGGAGAGUGAUAAAUGAGUUGGAGCGAGUCUGAGAAUAAAAGAGAAAACAAGAGCGAGAGAUGGCGGACAGUGCAGGAUUGAAAAAAGAAAUGAAGAGAAAUGGAGAAUGAAGAAAAAAGGAAUAGACAGACAGUAUUAAGUCAACAUGAAAUACAAAAUGUACCAUUUUCAUUCUAACAACGUGAUUCUUUCAACUUCUCCCCUCCAACCACAAAUUAUUCUCUAUUCUUUUCACAGUCCAAUCACGGUGGCAAGUCGCAUCAUCAUAUUCUGUUUCACUUAUAAUUACUGCAUAUUGAAGUGCAAUGGGUUCCAAAUGUGAAUGGCAUUUCAUGUCGACUUCCAGGUGUGUGUUGAGAGAGGGCUUACAGUUUAACCUUGGUUGAACAAUAUGGGUUUGGAAAAUGGAAAAUGCCAAAUGUUUUUUAUUUUAUUUUUUACUGAUAAUAUGUGUUAUAAAUCAUAGCUUAAAGGCUUAUUUAGCAUAGGAAAAAAUAUAUAUUGGCAUCUCCCCAUAUAUACAACAUUUCAAAAGUUUGGGGUCACUUAGAUAUAAAUGUAUAUUUUUGAAGAAAUUAAUACUGUUAUUCAGCAAGGAUGCAUUUAAAUGACCAAAAGUGACAGUAAAUCUAUAUAUUUAUCUCUUUUGGAAGUAAAAGUAUUACGGUUCUACAAUAUAUAUGUAUAUAUAUAUUGAGUAGCGCAAUAUCUUCAACAAUGAUAAGAAUAAGAAAUAUCUCUGAAGGAUCCUGAGAAAUGACUGCUGAAAAUUCAGCUUUGCCAUCAAAUGAAUAAAUUACAUUUUAAAAUAUAUUACUAUUUCAAAUUAUUAUAAUUAUUCACAAUAUUUACAAUUUUCUUUAACUGUAUUUUUGAUCAAUUAAAUGCAUCCAUGGGACCAGUUUUAUUAAAUGGCAAAUUAGCGUUAGAGCGCAAUUCCAUUAAAGUGCAGAUGGGAAAAUUCUGCAGGUGAUUUAAAAACAGUGUGCACAUGAAAGAACAAAGAUGCAGCCAGAUCAUUUCCAUAAUGACCAGUAAAAUCUACCAAGAGCAGCGCAAAUUACCACCUACUAUAAAUCAUGCUUUUUAGGGGCCGCUAAAUAAUGGUGUAAAUACCCAGCCUGAUCUCACGGCAAUUCGUACAUAUUUUACGAGUUGCACAAUUCGUACGAAUUUGUACAAAUGACCUACACCUAACCCCGUCCCUAAACUUACCCGUCACUGGGAUCUAGACAAAUCGUGCAAAGUUGUACAAGUGAGGUCACACGAAUUCGUACGAAUUAGCCCACUCAUAAAUUAUGUACGAAUUGGUCGUGAAAUAGUGUUGAAAAACCAGCAAAUAUUAGUAAAUCGCGUUGUGUGAUCAAUAUAAUACUCUCCUCCCAUAAAUUUUGCGUCUGAAAGAGAAACUCAGACAAAUGCAUAUUCAAUAAGUUCAGGCACAAAAAUAACGGUCUUCUCUCUGCGCAUCUUUAGUAAAUACUGACAGUACUAUUUUAACACCAAAAGAAGAUUUACACUGGUGCAAGCUGUUAGUAAAUCUGGCCCUUCGUGAGACAAAUUUUAAAAUUAUAAAAAAAAAAUCUUACAGACCUCAAAUAUUUGUCCAGUGAAAAGCUUUAGAUUUUGUAAUGCUUUUUCUGUUAAUCAGUCUAAAUGGAUAAAUAUUCAUCCUGGUCAAUAUAUCAAUCCAUCUACCACUAUACAGAGUAAAACAAAUGGCAGCACUUCACCAUCUGCACAGACGGAUUGAAUCUUUGCCAUAACGCACAUGCGCAACAAUACAGAUGUAGUUGCUAUAUUAAUAAUAUUUGAAUAUGUACAUGAACACUAUUGAUCUAUUCCGAAUGUGUCUCUCUUUUUCUUUUUUAACCUCUCGUUUUGCACAUGUCCAACAACUCAAUCGAGGAUAAUCUUCAUCUCUUGCAAGGGUAUCCUCCUCUUCCUCCUCCUCUCGGAGGGUUGAGGGAACAGGCAGGGAGUGAGAGGAUGAACGGAAAUGAUUUGAGUCUAAUUUUAUCACUCUUUGCCUGGAGUGUCGACACAUUGUGGAGUCUGGUGAGCGUUUGGCAGUGGAUCAGCGGUGAUGCUGUUCCCGUGCCAACUGAAGUCUGAGCGGUGCAAGUGUUCACUAGCACGGCUCAGACUUCUCAAGCGCAAACAAAAAGCGUGUUUGGAACAAACAAAGGCGUCGUCUGACACCGCCGGUAGGAACGUGCUCGUGUUUUCUAUCGAUCUUUGUUUUUUGUGCGUUUCAAACGACACUUUCAUGUUAAAGUGUUUGAGCAUUACUUUAAGCAACCGAAACUAAAAGCCAGAGAGCCAAAUGGUUUGAGAGACUGUUGAUAUUACUAGCAUGGCAUGGAUCCUAGCCUGCACUGUUUUGUAGAUAGCGAACGAAGGAAAGCCCCCCUCACCUCACCGAGGCUGUAUAGUUAACACUCGUUUCUUGUGAUGAGUAUGUCAGAGUUUGAAACUGUAACUUUCUGAGAACUAUUGUACUGAAAUGCACUCAAUAAAGACCUUGGAAAAGCUGAA